GGGCGGUAAAUAGCCCUUCAAGCCGAAGCAGCGGUAGGAGUGUGUGUGUGGACGCUAUUACAACGUACUUUUUGGAUUAUUUCACCUAAAUAAUGCCGUAUGCUAACCAACCCACGGUGAAGAUCACAGAACUGUCGGACGAAAAUGUCAAGUUUGUCAUUGAAAACACAGAUUUGGCGGUUGCAAACUCUAUCCGCCGUGUCUUCAUGUCUGAAGUUGCGACCAUAGCUAUUGACUGGAUCCAGAUCGAUGCCAAUUCAUCAGUACUGCAUGAUGAGUUUGUUGCACACAGAGUUGGUCUCAUACCUCUCACGAGUGAUGACAUCGUGGAGAAACUGCAGUACUCCAGGGACUGUACCUGUGAUGACUUUUGUCCCGAGUGCUCUGUUGAGUUGACGAUGGAUGUUCGAUGUACCGAAGACCAGACGCGUCACGUCACCUCCCGUGACCUUUUGUCCAAUAACCCCAGAGUCAUCCCAGUGACCUCCAGGAGUAGAGACAACGAUCCCAAUGACUAUGUUGAACAAGACGACAUUUUGCUGGUGAAGCUCCGUAAAGGUCAGGAACUGCGGCUCAGGGCGUACGCUAAGAAAGGCUUCGGUAAGGAGCACGCCAAGUGGAACCCAACCGCAGGCGUCUCCUUUGAGUACGACCCCGACAACGCUCUGAGGCACACCGUCUUCCCACGUCCAGAGGAGUGGCCAAAGAGUGAGUAUACAGAGAUCGAGGAGGACGAGGUUGAGGCUCCCUACGACCCAAACGGAAAGCCAGAAAGGUUCUUCUACAAUGUCGAGUCCUGUGGCUCCCUGCGACCGGAGACCAUCGUCAUGUCAGCACUGGCCGUCCUUAAGAAGAAGCUGAGCGACUUGCAGACUCAGCUGAGCCACGAGAUCCAGAGCGACGUGCUCACCAUCAACUGAGGACCCGCUCCUUACAGAGCAGGACCUGCAUUCACACAGCUGCGUUAUCAACCGAGGACUCAUUCUCAAUCACUGUUCAGGUCACAUUACAAAUGUCCAAUCAUUGUUUACGGACGAAGAAGAAUACUUCCUUGAUACUAGGCUCAGAUGUGUUUGAGGUCAAAGAUCAAUCAGGGAUAUUUUGGCUGGGGGAAAUUUGAACCAGUAAGAGAUUGUUGUUGUUUUUUUGUCCCAACAGCUUAGGAAGAGUUUGGUUAAAUUUCCUGUUUUGGGAUGUUUUUGAGAAGCAUCCUUGUAAUAAUGUCAGCAGUGAUUGUGACAGAAGCUAUGUGUAAAAGCGUCCAGCACAGGUCAGUGUCUGAAAGUGAGUUUCUCUCAGAAUGAUGAUUUGUUGUUGUCAGUGUAACGCUGACUGUUUGAUUAUUGUUUGUUUAAUGUCCCUUUUUUAAAUAAAUAUGUUUGACAAACA
Molecule: messenger RNA, 1389 nt
Organism: Labrus bergylta (ballan wrasse)
Lineage: Eukaryota; Metazoa; Chordata; Actinopteri; Labriformes; Labridae
Gene: polr2c
Product: RNA polymerase II subunit C
Biological process (GO): DNA-templated transcription
Cellular component (GO): RNA polymerase II, core complex
Molecular function (GO): protein dimerization activity
Source: RefSeq, a predicted model, not a curated record